AUGUGGAAUUACAGCAUGAAACACAGAAUCAGUGUGUUCACAAAACCACAACCAGUGACACAAGAGCUGCAUUAUUUUUUUCCUCUCUUGAAAACUAUUUGUUCAGACGUAAUGAAUUUUUUUCACAUCAUUGCAGCCAUCACAGUGAUGGCAGAAAUUACCCUUGGAAGCGUUGCCAAUGUCUUCAUUGUUCUGGUAAACUUUACCGACUGCAUCAAGAGAAGAAAAAUCUCCUUAGCUGAUAGAAUUCUCACUGCUCUGUCCAUCUUCAGGCUUGCUUUUCUUUGGGUAAUAUUCAUGAAUUGGUGCUCAACUGUGUUUAUUCCAACUUUAUUAACUAGACAAGUAAGAUUUAUUGUUUAUUUUGUCUGGGCUGUAACAAACCAUUUUCAUACCUGGCUGGCAACGAUACUCAGCAUACUGUAUUUGCUGAAGAUAGGCAAUUUCUCGAACCUUAUUUUCCUUGGCCUAAAGGGAAAAAUAAAGAGUGUCAUUAUAGUUGUACUUUUGGGGAGUUUGGUGUUAUUGCUUCCUAAUCUCAUGAUGGCAACCAUGUUCGAGAAAGUCCAAGUGAAUGGUAUCAAAGGCAAUUUGACUGAGAAGACCAAAUUGGCUCAUGUCAUAAACCUUACAGUUAUGAUGGCAAUCACGCUAAAUGUCAUUCCCUUCACCAUGUCUAUGAUCUGUUUUCUGCUGUUAAUCUAUUCUCUGUGUAAACACCUUAAGACAAUGAAGCUUUAUGGAAAAGGGUUCCACGAUCCAAGCACUACGGCCCACAUUAAGGCUUUGCAAGCUGUAGUCUCCUUUCUGUUGUUAUUUUCCAUGUUCAUUCUGUCUCUGAUCAUAUCAGGUUAUAAUUAUACGAAGUCUCUGGAUGAGCCAGUCCACCUGAUUUGCCAAAUUAUUGGAAGUUUGUAUCCUUCAAGCCAUUCCUACAUACUGAUAUGGGGAAACAAGAAGAUCAAACAGGCCUUUGUGUCAGCGAUGGUGCAGGUGACAACAAGGCUCUGGCUGAAAGAACGGAAACCUCAAAUCCCUCCCACCGCCAUUUAA
Messenger RNA from Phodopus roborovskii (desert hamster), 1053 nucleotides. RefSeq names its product taste receptor type 2 member 136-like. Gene Ontology annotation, biological process: sensory perception of taste; G protein-coupled receptor signaling pathway; detection of chemical stimulus involved in sensory perception of bitter taste. Gene Ontology annotation, cellular component: membrane. The record is from RefSeq and is a predicted model, not a curated record. Gene Ontology annotation, molecular function: G protein-coupled receptor activity; bitter taste receptor activity. Lineage: Eukaryota; Metazoa; Chordata; Mammalia; Rodentia; Cricetidae.